Molecule: messenger RNA, 1165 nt
Organism: Amborella trichopoda
Lineage: Eukaryota; Viridiplantae; Streptophyta; Magnoliopsida; Amborellales; Amborellaceae
Product: small ribosomal subunit protein eS1
Biological process (GO): translation
Cellular component (GO): ribosome
Molecular function (GO): structural constituent of ribosome
Source: RefSeq, a predicted model, not a curated record
GGUAACCAUGUCCCUGUAUAAAAGCUCGCCUUGUUAGUGUCUCUCUUGACCUAAGCUCCUGGCAAGUCUCAUUCAUACCCGUAUCGAGCUUCAGCAAUGGCGGUCGGGAAAAACAAGAGGAUUUCGAAAGGAAAGAAGGGAGGGAAGAAAAAGGCAGUCGACCCCUUUGCGAAGAAAGACUGGUAUGAUAUUAAAGCGCCAUCAAUCUUCAAUGUUAGGACAGUAGGGAAAACCCUAGUCACAAGGACUCAGGGUACGAAGAUUGCUUCUGAGGGCCUUAAACACCGAGUGUUUGAAUGCUGCUUGGCUGACCUUCAGAAUGACGAAGAUCAGGCCUACAAAAAGAUCAGGCUUCGGGCCGAGGACAUCCAAGGAAGGAAUGUCCUCACCAAUUUCUGGGGCAUGGAUUUUACUACAGACAAGCUAAGGUCCCUAGUCCGCAAGUGGCAGACACUAAUUGAGGCACAUGUGGAUGUCAAGACAACCGACAACUACACCUUACGUAUGUUUUGUAUCGGUUUCACAAAGAGGCGGCCUAACCAGGUCAAGCGAACUUGCUAUGCACAAACUAGCCAAAUUAGGCAGAUUCGGCGCAAGAUGAGAGAGGUAAUGAUCAACCAGGCUACAUCCUGUGAUCUCAAGGAGCUAGUGCAAAAGUUUAUCCCUGAGGUCAUUGGGAAAGAGAUUGAAAAGGUGACAAUGAGUAUCUACCCUCUCCAGAACGUAUUCAUCCGUAAAGUGAAGAUUUUGAAGGCCCCGAAAUUUGAUCUUGGGAAGCUCAUGGAGGUCCAUGGUGAUUACUCGGAUGACGUGGGCGUGAAGGUGGAUAGACCAGCAGAGGAUGUGCCUUUGGAAGGGGUGACAGAAGUUGUUGGGGCCUAAGAUGCUGUUUACCAGAAACAAAAGUACUUAGAUAUAGAUUGGUAAUAUAGGUGACACAUAUUCAUUCCAUUGCGCUGUUUCAUCGACUUCCAGCGUUCAGCAGUUUUGGUUGUAGAAGCAUGUACUUGGUUAAUUAUGUUGUGUCAUUUCAACUUGUGGAUGAUUAAUUAUUAUUUUGGGAAUUUGUUUCUUCCAAACUACGUUGUGAUCCCUGGGAUGGGCUAUAUUUUGUGGGCUUGUGGACCGCUUAGACAUCAUAAUUUUUUUAGGUUCAUUGGAUUUA